CGCAUUCGGCCACAGGAAGCGACAACAUGCAGACACCGACGCUCGCCCUGUUGAUCGUGACGGCUGCGCUCGCCGCCGCGGCAGCCGCCGACGACCGCUACGCCAAGUACGACCACGUGGACGUGGAGCGCAUGCUGCGCAACCAGCGCUUCGUCAACGCCGCCAUCAAGUGCCUGCUGGAGGAGGGGCCCUGCACGCCUGAGAUCAGGGACCUCAAAAAGAUGCUGCCGGACGCGCUGAAGUCGGACUGCUCCAAAUGCUCCGCGAAGCAGAAGGAGAACGUGCGCAAGGUGGUGGACUUCAUGAUGAAGCAGCGGACGGCCGAUUGGGCGCGACUGUCGCGGAAGUACGACCCGGAGGGGCUGCACCAGAAGCGCAUCGAGGCCAAGCUGGAGGAGCAGCGGCUGCAGCAGCAGCAGCGCCAGCAGCAGUGAGCAGACAUCUGCUGGAGUCCGCAGCCCUCGCGUGCUCUGGGCGACCCACGUGCAGACGGCGUAGUGUGGACUCGGUGUGCGACACAAAUUCCACCAGCGGAAAGAAGUUUCAGUGCCGCGCGACCAACACAUCGAACCGUCGGACGCUGUUUGCAUACUAGAUUGGAUUUUACCUCCUUCCACAUCACACCACUUACAUGUCAAGGGGGUGCUGCCCUAGCCAGCCUACCCGACGUGUUCAGUAAAGCUACUGGACAAAUAUACGGGCUGGCUAGCCUGGACGCGAUUGUGUUCGCCACUGUCAGCCUUCACAACUCCACACGCAAGAAGCGAUUAUUAACUUGUGCUGACCUACCAGGAUUCGCCGAUUUCCGUUUAUUAAACGGUUGUCAGUGAGAUCGCUUAUUUAGCAUAUUAAUAACAUGAGCAUCCAUCAGCUGUCAGAGUGGCUACGCGUACCACUGCAAAUAAAACAACGGCAAAUUUCAAGUCUCCAAUUGACAUUCUUCUUUAGUAAAUUUAUAUUUUCAGUACAAUAUUAUGUAAAUUUUUCUGUCUUUUGUAAAUUUGUUUAAAUACAUGUAAAUUAUAAAAACUG
Messenger RNA from Schistocerca gregaria, 1032 nucleotides. Its product is annotated as ejaculatory bulb-specific protein 3-like. NCBI's taxonomy places the organism in Eukaryota, Metazoa, Arthropoda, Insecta, Orthoptera, Acrididae. The transcript has 2 exons. The record is from RefSeq and is a predicted model, not a curated record. The coding region runs from base 27 to 434 and encodes 135 amino acids.